AAACUCAUGUACUCAAUCCAAAACGUCACAUGGUUGCAAAAUACCUUUUUUUCAUGUUCCCAUUACAUAUAAUAAUAAUGACUUUGAAGUUUAGAGACAGAGACUUUGUGGCUUCAGGCAAAGGAAAAUCAUCUCUUCAGUAAAAUAGCCGUUUUUAUUAUGCUUCAUUUAGAUUUAGAUCUAGAUUAAGAAGUUUUAUUUCAAACUAUCAACUUUUUAGUGAUAAGAGAGGGAAGCAGCUGUAAGAUAAUAUCUCUACUGGAGCUGAAAUGAUCUCACUCUGGGAUAACAGACAAUGCACUUCAACGCCGUCCUUUCAUUGAGGAUGAUGCUGCAAGGGAUGUAAUUACAGUCACCACUGACAGAUCGAUGACUAAUGCCGAACAAUACCAUAGUCUGUAAAAACUUGAUUUCCCUCUGCUGGGUUCUAACAUUUACAGCAGGCGCUGCAACAAAUCAGUGGGGCGCUUCUUUGUGUUGGACGUACAUCCUUCUCUCAAGGGAUUACACACUGAUUUCAUGCAGAGUUUGUAUUUUUGUAUUCAAAGGGCUGUUAAAACGCAUUUCAGGGCCUUUUGAGGAAAUCACCAACAAUGUGGACCGUUUCUCUGUUUUUUUGUUUCGCCAAUAUUCUCGCCGCAGGACAGGCCGGUGGUCCGCUUUCAGAACCAGCCCCUGUAUUGGAACUCUCUGAAACGGCCUCGCCGGGUCUCUUCAUUCCGGCAAAACAGAAACCUAACAGCUCAAUUCAUCCACCCCAAGUAGGACACAAAGCACCCAGCCCUCCCAUGUGCUUGGAGUCGGCCGGGACCAGAGACGCCUUCAAAUAUGUCCACACCGCCGUCUCCGUCGUGGUUUUCGUUGUUGGAAUAGUGGGAAAUUCAGCCUUACUGAAGAUCAUAUACGCAAACAAAUGUAUGAGAAGUGGGCCGAACAUUCUCAUUGCGAGUCUUGCUCUGGGGGAUCUGAUGCACAUUGUGAUCGACAUUCCAAUCAACGCGUACAGGCUCAUAGCUGAAGAUUGGCCGUUUGGUUUGUUGCUGUGCAAACUUGUCCCCUUCAUACAGAAAACCUCUGUUGGAAUCACCGCGCUGAGCUUAUGCGCAUUGAGUGUUGACAGAUACCGAGCUAUAGUAUUCUGGAAUCGAAUCAAAGGCAUCGGGGUUCCAGUGUGGACAGCGGUGGAAAUAUCUCUGAUAUGGGUUAUUUCUAUCCUGCUGGCUGUGCCUGAAGUGGUCGGCUUUGAUAUGAUAACAAUGAACUAUAAAGACAAGCAUCUGAGGAUAUGCCUGCUUCAUCCCAUGCAAACCACCCCGUUCAUGCAGUUUUACAAGUCAGCAAAGGACUGGUGGCUGUUUGGCUUCUACUUUUGCCUGCCACUGGCUUGGACCGCCCUUUUCUACACACUCAUGACCAGGAAAAUGCUUAGGAAUACCGAGAACACGUUAAGCGACCACACCAAGCAGAGGAGAGAAGUCGCAAAAACCGUCUUCUGCCUGGUGAUAGUCUUUGCACUUUGUUGGUUGCCUCUGUACCUGAGCAGAAUCUUGAAAUCCACCAUAUAUGAUGAGAAAGACCCUGAUAGGUGUCGGCUCCUGAGCGUCUUCCUGGUGAUGGACUAUUUUGGCAUUAACAUGGCGUCACUCAACUCGUGCAUGAACCCCAUUGCACUGUUCAUGGUCAGCAAGAGAUUUAAACAAUGUUUCAAGGCAUGUCUGUGCAGUUGGUGUCGGCCUCGUCCAGCUGUAGCGAAUGAGGAGGUGCAGCCUGUUUUGAAGUCCAGAAUGCAGGACCAAGCCUCCGAGCAGAGCUGCAACAUCAAAGCUCACGGGCCGACUUCCACACCCUUACAGGGGAACACCUUACUGUGUUAACAAAACACAGUAUUUCUAUGAAAAAUUAUACAUCCAUAUAUAUCAAAGCGGCUUCCAAAACCGCUCAAUUGGUGGCUCAGCAACCAUGACGUGCCAUAUAGAUAAUGUUAAAUACUUUGUGAAUAACGCGCAGCGCUGCCUUUUUGCGCCGCUCUCGUCAGUUGAACAUCUGGUUCUGUAUGAGCAACCUGGAGUCAGACCAUUUGGCCCCGGGCUUUGACUCAUGGCCAACCAUUACAUCAGAUUUUACCGAGUACCUAUUCUGUAUCACGCAUCACGGCCCUAUAAUCAAUCGUUUGGGCAUGAUGCUAACCUGGCACACAUUGACACAAAUCUUCUCACAGAUUACUGCCUGCAUAUGUAUUAUUUGGAUUCUGCUUCUGGAUUUUGUUAAGACGCCGUACCGUAAAAAAUUGAGCAAAUGAGAAUUUAAAUAUAUUGGGAUGGGUUUCACGCGGUUCGGUGUGUUAUCCACACAUAAAUGUGUGUUUUUAUCUCUAAGUUUCUCCACACAAAAAGAGUUUACAGCCUCCCCCUCCGUUCUCGAACCUUGAGAAAACUUAUCAAAUUGGCGCCACAAGUAGAUUCCUCCUCUGCCACUGAAUGACUGAUUGAUGGUGGCCUAUUUUUAAUGCUUUGUUAAAUGUGUAAUGCGUGGAGACACUUUAUAAAAGACCUGAGAGAGGGGAAGAAGGAAAACGAAGAUGACAGAAUGAGGUCAGGUGGAAAGAAGGA
Gasterosteus aculeatus aculeatus (three-spined stickleback) is the source of this 2609-nucleotide messenger RNA. It is a transcript of the gene ednrbb, whose product is annotated as endothelin receptor type Bb. The record is from RefSeq and is a predicted model, not a curated record. Gene Ontology annotation, cellular component: plasma membrane. Gene Ontology annotation, biological process: vasoconstriction; developmental pigmentation; endothelin receptor signaling pathway. Gene Ontology annotation, molecular function: endothelin receptor activity. Lineage: Eukaryota; Metazoa; Chordata; Actinopteri; Perciformes; Gasterosteidae.